Molecule: messenger RNA, 1647 nt
Organism: Eupeodes corollae
Lineage: Eukaryota; Metazoa; Arthropoda; Insecta; Diptera; Syrphidae
Gene: Alg3
Product: lethal(2)neighbour of tid protein 2
Exons: 2
Coding region: 100-1629 (509 amino acids)
Cellular component (GO): endoplasmic reticulum
Molecular function (GO): dol-P-Man:Man(5)GlcNAc(2)-PP-Dol alpha-1,3-mannosyltransferase activity
Source: RefSeq, a predicted model, not a curated record
UAGGGAUGGAUGGAUAUGCCAAGUGGAAAUUAUUUGUAUUUUUGUAAACAGAAGUCGGAAAAGUGUUCAUCUAAAAACAAAUUUCUUUAACUUGUCGGAAUGGCUCCGAGGCCAGGUCAAACGCGGCAUAUUAACCGAAAAUUAAAUCACGUCAAUAAAUAUUCAAUAAGUUACUUGUACAAUAAAUAUGUAACUAUUGAAUUUUUGAAGUACUUAAUCUUCGAUCCAAGGGCUAUGUCCAUUGUUGGUGCUCUAAUUCUUAUCGGCGAAUUGAUAGUAAAUAUUCUAGUCAUACACAAAGUGCCGUACACAGAAAUAGACUGGAUUGCAUAUAUGCAGGAAUGUGAAGGAUUUCUGAAUGGAACUACAAAUUAUGCACUUCUCAAAGGUGACACUGGGCCCUUGGUCUAUCCUGCCGGUUUUGUAUACAUCUACAGCGCUCUAUACUACAUCACUUCACAUGGCUCAAAUGUUCGUCUGGCGCAAUAUAUUUUUGCAUUUAUAUAUUUAUUGCAAAUUUAUCUUGUAAUUCGUUUGUAUGCAAAAAGCAGCAAGGUACCUCCGUAUGUCCUCGUACUAAGUGUAUUUACAUCAUACCGCAUUCAUUCUAUAUACACCCUGCGACUCUUCAACGAUCCCAUUGCAAUGUUAUUCCUAUACUUGGCCAUCAAUUUGUUCCUAGAUCAACGAUGGACCUAUGGCAGUAUAUGCUUCAGUUUAGGAGUUUCUAUUAAGAUGAACGUAUUGCUGUUCGCUCCAGCCGUCCUUCUACUAUUUAUAACAAACCUGGGAUAUCUCCGUGCCUUGCAACAACUCAUUGUUUGUGCAAGUAUACAAUUUGUUCUUGGAGCUCCAUUCUUGCUAUCCUAUCCAUGGGCAUAUAUCAAAGGAAGUUUUGAUUUGGGACGAGUUUUUGAGCAUAAAUGGACAGUAAACUAUCGCUUUUUGAGUCGCAGUACCUUUGAGAGCAAAGUGUUUCAUCUAUCAUUGCUUGGGUUACAUUUGGGGCUGUUAAUACUUUUUGCAUCGGUGACCUUUAACUUCUUUAAAAGCUAUUGUCGAUUACGUGAGCUACAAAAGCAAUUAGAACCGCAAGUAAAGAGGAAGAACUUGGAAGCAAAGAUGAUGAAAGUCAAAAAACCUGCUCCUAAAGAUACUUCCGAAGAAAUCACACCCGAUCAACAAAGCUUCCUUGAUUCGUUUGAAAAAUCCCUCAAAAAAUCAUCAGGGCAAACAAAACCAAAUAAAAUGGCACAGGAUUCAAAACAAGAACUAGACACCGCCGAUGAACCAGAGAAGUAUUCAAUUCAGUUUGAUAAAUGCACCCAAUUGGCAUUAUUACCGUUAUUCUUAUGCAACUUUAUUGGAGUAAUUUGUGCUAGAAGUCUUCACUAUCAAUUUUAUGUAUGGUAUUUCCAUUCGUUGCCUUAUUUGGUUUGGUGUACGAGCUUUAAUUUGGGAACACGCUACUUGAUUUUGGGUCUUAUUGAAUUUUGUUGGAACACCUAUCCGAGUACGAAUUUCUCAAGUGCAAUGUUACACUUUUGUCAUUUUGUUUUAUUGCUUGGUGUAGCAAGAAAUGUUUUUCAAACCAAAGUAGUGAGCGAGAAAUUAAAUAAAUCUCAAUGAGAACAGAAAAUAAUAAAA